CUGCUGGCCAACCUCGGCUCCGGUGGCGUAGGCGAGGGCCAGUUGGCGCAGAAACUGGCCGAGGCCCGGCAGGAGCCGGAACACCCCCUUGCACGCAAGAGGACGGAUCUGCCCCUUUCCAGCCCGACCUCAGGCAUCAAGGUCCUGGGCGUGGGAGACCUGCUUACCCGCAUGGGGCGCUGCUGCGGUCCCAUCCCCGGAGACGAGAUCGUCGGCUUCGUCACCCGUUCCCGGGGCGUAACUGUCCACAAGCGCAUCUGCCCCAGCGUCUUGCACGAGGACGAGCCGGAACGGUUCGUGCCAGUGGAAUGGGGACAAGCCAAGGAACUCUUC
Geodia barretti is the source of this 333-nucleotide messenger RNA. The record is from the annotation of a GenBank genome assembly. NCBI's taxonomy places the organism in Eukaryota, Metazoa, Porifera, Demospongiae, Tetractinellida, Geodiidae.